Manis javanica (Malayan pangolin) is the source of this 1234-nucleotide messenger RNA. RefSeq names its product esterase D (gene ESD). Gene Ontology annotation, cellular component: cytosol. Gene Ontology annotation, biological process: formaldehyde catabolic process. Gene Ontology annotation, molecular function: S-formylglutathione hydrolase activity. NCBI's taxonomy places the organism in Eukaryota, Metazoa, Chordata, Mammalia, Pholidota, Manidae. The record is from RefSeq and is a predicted model, not a curated record.
GGUGCCUCCGGCGGCCAUGUUGAGGUCCCGCCUUUCCGGGCCCACAACUCCCUUCUCCGAAGCCGCUGGAGGCACUAAUUCUUUAGAAAUUAAUGAGGUUAAUCUUCACUACUAGGGGAAGAAUGGCAUUGAAACAGAUUUCCAGCAACAAGUGUUUUGGGGGAUUGCAGAAAGUUUUCGAACAUGACAGUAUUGAACUGAACUGCAAGAUGAAAUUUGCUAUCUACUUACCACCAAAGGCAGAAACUGGAAAAUGUCCUGCACUGUAUUGGCUGUCUGGUUUAACUUGCACAGAACAAAAUUUUAUAUCAAAAUCUGGUUAUCAUCAAGCUGCCUCAGAACAUGGCCUUGUUAUCAUUGCUCCAGAUACCAGUCCCCGUGGCUGCAAUAUUAAAGGCGAAGAUGAAAGCUGGGACUUUGGCACUGGUGCGGGGUUUUAUGUGGAUGCCACUGAAGAUCCGUGGAAAACUAACUACAGAAUGUACUCUUAUGUAAUGAAGGAGCUUCCCCAACUCAUAAAUACCAGUUUUCCAGUGGACCCUCAGAAGAUGUCUAUUUUUGGCCACUCCAUGGGAGGACAUGGAGCUCUGAUUUGUGCUUUGAAGAAUCCUGGAAAAUACAAAUCUGUGUCAGCAUUUGCUCCAAUUUGCAACCCAGUGCUCUGUCCUUGGGGCAAAAAAGCCUUUAGUGGAUAUUUGGGAACAGAUCAAAAUAAGUGGAAGGCUGUUGUUUACUUUAUUGUUGGAAUAAGGAGGCCGUGCAGAAUUACAAAGUCACAGGAUUUAGGACUAGUUGGACUGUAUAGGUCGUCCCCCUUCCACUCUUUGAAGAUGAAAAAAGCUUAUGAUGCUACCCAUCUUGUGAAGUCCUAUCCAGGUUCUCAGCUGGACAUACUGAUUGAUCAAGGAAAAGAUGACCAGUUUCUUUCUGAUGGACAAUUAUUGCCUGAUAACUUCAUAGCUGCCUGUACAGAAAAGAAAAUCCCUGUUGUUUUUAGAUUACAAGAGGGUUAUGAUCAUAGCUACUACUUCAUUGCAACCUUUAUUACUGAUCACAUCAGACAUCAUGCAAAAUACCUGAAUGCAUAAAAAACUUAAGAUAAGAGAGUCUCUUCAAGAUUACAAAACUAUAAUAAAUAAAAUUGCAGGGAAAAAAAGAUUUCAAACAUUGGAUUUCAUAAUGCUAAAAUGCUUCACUGAUAUUUGAAUCACCUGAAUAAAUAUAUAAACCUGCA